AUGGAUGGGAUUGGUGUUGAAUUCAGUAGUCUUACUUUACCAGACACUGCUUCAAUAACUUGUAAGUGGCCAUUGUUUGUUACUGGAUGCUCCGAACUUGGGCUCUAUGGCAAGUGUGCCAUCUGGAUCAAUGUUGUCUGGCAAAGUGACCUCCAGUGCGACCCUGGCGUAGGAAUGGAUGCCUUAUACAAUCUUAUUUACCGACAACCACAGAUUGUUAUGAUGAUCGGAAGUGCUUGCUCCGAGGUCACCAAAACGCUCUCAGAAAUUGUGCCUUAUUGGAAUCUUAUCCUUGUAUCAUAUGCAUCAACCUCUCCAGCUUUGAGUGAACGGGAGAAAUACAAAACAUUCUUCAGGCUGGCUCCUGCAGAUUCGUCUCAAAAUGUUCCGCGAGCAUUGUUUAUAAACGAGUUUGGAUGGGAUACUGUCGCCACCUUGUUUGAGAUGGAGAGGGAUUAUUCUUUGGCAGUAGAUGAAAUGGGUAAAACAUUUGAACAGAACAAUAUUACUAUAAAGAUAUCAACAUCAUUUCGACGUUAUGAUGAUAUUGCAGCUAAUCUUAUUGCCAUAAAGAGGCAUGAUGCUCGUAUAAUUAUUGGAGGGUACACUGAAAAAGCAGCAAGACACGUACUUUGUCAGGCCUAUCGCUUGAACAUGUUUGGUCCGAGGUAUGUUUGGAUUAUCAUUGGCGACUAUGUAGAGAAAUGGUGGGAAAUAACAAAUGAUACACUAUGCAGCAGACGACAACUUCAGAAAGCGGCGGAGGGGUACUUCACCAUUGACAGUCUAAACUCGCUUAGCGACGAUGACAUGUCAUCUCUAAAUAUCAGCUUUCGACAUUUUGUUGAGGAGUAUGAUUUAAAGAAAGGUGUGAGGCCAAUGUCACCAUAUGCGACCAGCAGUUACGACACUGUUUGGACAAUAGCUUUAACAUUGCGUCAUGCCAUUGACCAAACCCAAAAGUCCAAUGGCCAGGAGAACUCACAUUUGUUGGAAAACUUUACUUAUGAGAAUGGAACAGAGACAAAAAAUAUAUUCUUUGAUAUUAUGCAAGAUCUUGGGUUCCUUGGUAUUUCGGGUCCAAUAUCAUUUGAAGGUCCAGACAGAAAGGGGAUAUCCGUCAUCAGUCAAAACCAAAAUGGUCGAAUGGUUAGAAUUGCCCUUUACGAACCGGAAGAAAAGAAAUUAAACUUUUACUGCAGAGCAUGCCAACCAAUAAUUUGGUUAGGUGGCCGAGCACCACGUGACAAGACGGUGUUGGUGUCAAGAAAGAAAAAAAUAGAUGCCUUAGCGUUUUUAAGUGUCAGUUCAGUGAGUGUAUGUGGACUUAUUCUUGCUAGUGUGUUUCUAGCUUACAACCUUUACCAUCGACGAUUAAGGUAUAUCAAACUAUCGAGCCCAAAAUUAAACAACGUCGCUGUUGUCGGGUGCAUGUUUGUAUACGCUGGCAUAAUUGUUCUUGGAUAUGACGACACAAUGCUGGAUGAAGUCUUCUAUCCGUACCUGUGCACGACAAGAGCUUUCCUGUUUGCUGCCGGAUUCUCGCUAUCGUUUGGAGCUAUGUUUACCAAGACAUACAGAGUUCAUCAAAUUUUCACGAGAGCUAAUAGAGGCCUUAUAAAAAGCAAGUUGCUCAGAGACAAACAGCUACUGUUUAUCAUUGGAGCGUUACUGGUUGUUGAUUCGGUUGUUUUAUUGAUUUGGGGAUUUGUUGAUCCUAUGCAUAAACAGAUUACAAACCUUACUACAGAGGUUUCGGAGAAUGAUGAUGAUCUUUUAUACAUAUCACAACUAACAAAAUGUCAUUCAGACCAUCUUGACAAAUGGACAGGCAUUUUGUAUGUUUACAAAGGAUUACUCCUUAUGUUCGGAGUGUACAUGGCCUGGGAGACGCGGCACGUGAAGAUUCCGGCUCUAAAUGACUCCCGUUAUAUUGGCAUGAAUGUAUAUAACGUAGUUAUUAUGAGCGCAUUGGUUGUAACCAUAUCAAAUAUAUUAUCUCAUCAACCAACCCUGGCAUACGUUAUGGAGUCGUCUUUUAUGUUGAUUUCAACAACAACGACUCUUUGUUUGUUGUUUGUGCCAAAGAUCUAUGCUAUACUAACAUACAAAGGUGAACCGAUUAUUGCGGCCUCGGGUAUUACUGUGGAAGCUAAUUGCCGUCGGUUUGCUGUUGACGAACGCAGAGAACAUUUCUAUAGGGCUGAGGUUCAAAACAGAGUAUAUAAACGUGAAAUAAUUGAGCUGGAAGCAGAGAUUAUACGGCUAGAGAGACUUUUGGAAAUACCUGUCAAACCUUAUCCGAAGUUGACAAGGGAAUUGUUAAAAUCACUACCCGAGUCAACAGUUGACCCAUCACCUGAAGUUAAACGGCGCUGGACGCAAGAUAGGGACAGAGAUGUAUGUGUCUCCAUAUCAGACGCUGGCGAUGUAUGUAUGGGUGUUUCUGAGGAUCGAUCUGACGACGGUCAUGGCCAGCAAGGCGAGGACACUCGUUCAAGGUCAAAACCUUUCCGGCGACGGGCUAAUAGAUUAAGUAUACGUGUAGCUACGAACUAUGCAUAUACAAAAUUAUGUAAACUACGCCCUAGAUUUAGUGUCGGGAGUGUUAAUUUCAAACAUGACUACGAGGACUUAAAAGGAUCUCCAACGUCUCCAGAUGGCCAUCUAAUAAACGCUUUACCUAUAGAAAGAAGUAGAUCAUCCCAUCCUCUAAUGCGACAAGAGGCGUUAGAAUUAAGUCAGGGAGGAAUAAGCGUUCCUAAGCAAGACUCGGAAAAGAGUGAAACAAAAACGUGCGAUACUCGUGUAUCCGAUGAAAUGGAAUCUGAAAUUGCUCAAGAAUGUCCAUCUAUUAAAUUCUAUGUUCCGCAAAUGGACCUUCUUAAAGUUCCGUCCAAUACUGAUUUAGCUGGUUGUGAGCAAAAAACACUGACAAAAGUAUAUUCUGCUCCUGUUCGCAGGCGUCGAAAGCAUGGCAAUACUUUGUCCGUUUCCCCGAUGCAAGAGGCGUGUUUGAUAACAGAGGUGGAUUCCAGUAGCGCGGAGCGGUCAACUCCGCGUCUUCGACGGGCAAAGUCUAUUCUAGAACAUGAACGUAGAACCAGGAUACGGAAAUUACAAGCAGAUUUAAGACGUAUCCAAAACGAACUGCAAAAUUUGAAUGAUCUAGAAUAUGACAUUUCCGAAGUAUAA
Ruditapes philippinarum (Manila clam) is the source of this 3195-nucleotide messenger RNA. Its product is annotated as gamma-aminobutyric acid type B receptor subunit 2-like. Gene Ontology annotation, cellular component: G protein-coupled receptor heterodimeric complex; membrane. NCBI's taxonomy places the organism in Eukaryota, Metazoa, Mollusca, Bivalvia, Venerida, Veneridae. Bases 1 to 3195 code for a protein of 1064 amino acids. The transcript is spliced from 17 exons. The record is from RefSeq and is a predicted model, not a curated record. Gene Ontology annotation, biological process: G protein-coupled receptor signaling pathway; gamma-aminobutyric acid signaling pathway. Gene Ontology annotation, molecular function: G protein-coupled GABA receptor activity.